Molecule: messenger RNA, 738 nt
Organism: Etheostoma cragini (Arkansas darter)
Lineage: Eukaryota; Metazoa; Chordata; Actinopteri; Perciformes; Percidae
Product: major intrinsically disordered NOTCH2-binding receptor 1-like
Exons: 3
Coding region: 1-729 (242 amino acids)
Source: RefSeq, a predicted model, not a curated record
AUGGACAUCUCUGUCCUGCCCAACAACAAUCACCCAGAGAAGUUCCUCCAGCUGGACGUGGGCAUGCUGCCGGCGACACACGGCAUGUUCCAGGUCGGGGCUCUGGUGUCCAGUCAGAGACACUGGCAGAACAGGGUCUACUCCCAGGUAUGGAGCUCUCUCUCAUCUCUCCGUGUGUUCUCCCCUUGUAUCUGGUUCCUUCCAAAUGAUUCCAGUCCGCAGGGAAGAUAUUCUAUCCGAGAUCAUCAUGAUGAUCUGGAGCUGUGUGGGGAACAGGAGAACAGGACAAGGGAGCAAAGGGUGAAGACUGAGAGCUGGUCUCCUCCGUCCCCAGAGGGCCCUCGCGUGGUGUUUGAGGACAGAUACCUGGAGAGGCACAUCACCCCGCUCACUCUCAAGUCCAACGUCAAAAGGAACCCCCUGUACAUGGACACGAGAGCCAUGGAAGCAGCAGACCACAACAAGACCAAGCCUUCCUGGACUGUCAAGGAGUACGACACACAAACAGUCCACGGAAACCUGGCAGGCUACCUAAAGGUAAAUCCUAGAGAUCUGGACUUCUGGCUCGAGGAUCUCUACACGCCAGGAUUUGACUCUUUACUGAAGAAAAAAGAAGCAGAACACAAAAGGAGAAGACUUUGUAAAAUCCUUUUUGCGAUCCUUGUGUCUGUUAGCGCAGUACUUAUCGUCAUCGUAGUGCCAGUCGUGGUUCUCCACAAGAACAACUGAUGGACGGGG